AUGGAGGACCAGUACAGAGAGCACUUUAAAAAUCAUCAGGAUGAAGAAAGCAGAAAAGAGGAAGAAGGAGGAGAUGCUGUUAACAUACCCAAAAACAUGAAGAUGCAAGAGAAAACAACAAAUGCCUUAAACCCAGAUUCAGUUGUAACAGUAUUGUCACUGCCCAGCUCAUCUUCAGAAACCUCUCAUGGAGCCACCCUCAAAACAUUCCACUCUGUCUCUCUUGGUGACAACCCUGUAGUGUUUCCCAUUCAUCUUCAGAUGGCUGAGCAAACAACACCCCUGGUCAGCAAGACUGAAGCCACACCAUACUUUGUGUUAAGCCAGGGCCCUACAUUUCUCUCGGCAGUCCAAGAUCAGGAGGCGCUUCAGCAUUUGAACACCCAGUUGCACCUCCGGAUGGCUCCAUUUCCAACAGUUUCCCUCCAAAACACGUUAUGCGAAAAUUCCCGUAUGUCAUAUUACCAGACCCUGCCUGACCAGAGGUUAACCACCAUAGCAGAAGAGCAUAAAAUUCCUUCUUUGUUGCAUGGUCAUAGACUUGCUCUUCUUUUGCAGGACUCCCUUCCCUCUCAGAACCCUUGUAGCUCAACUGCUUAUCAAGUGACAUCACCAACAGACCUCUUUACAUCAUCCCUCAUAUCCCCUCAUCCUACCCUGCCACACUCUAUCAGUUCAGUUCUAUCUCCCCUGUUCCCUCCUGUCACACUACUGGUUCCUUAUCCAUUCGUUGUCCCCCUUCCAGUACCUUUACCUAUUCCUAUUCCAAUCCCAAUCCCACACAGUGGUUCAGAGACCAGAGCCUUCUUCCACCCCAGAGCAGCUGGUAAAAUGAGCAAGAGUACACAGACUUACACAGAGGAAUUUCCCAGGCCCAUCCAUUUGCAUGACCAUAAUUUUGAUCAUCCUGUCCCAUGUUUAUCUGCUCUGUCUUCUUUAGAGGAAGAUGUGCUUGACCUCUCAGUUAAAACUAACUCAACACAUACCAAACAAGAAGUCCUGGGUCAUGUCCUGCAAGACACAGUGCUGGAUCUCUCCAUAACUAGGGUUAAAACACCCAGUAUCCAGUCAUGUAGAGGAAGGGAACCGCAGUCUCAUCAACAUUAUUGCAAAGACAUAACAUUAAGCCCAAGCCACAAGAAGGAAAGACAUCCACUAUCUGUAGAAGCCCUUCAUCCAGUGGAGUGGUCAGUGAAACUAGGCUGUGAAAGCUUCAAUGACCCCACUGUCUUGGACCUCAACAGACACAAAUGGGUGAUGGAUGGAGGCUGUUGCAAAUCUGGCACUGAGACAAAAUUUGGCAGCAGAAACAGUGCAGUUAGCCCUUCACAGGGUGCCAAAGACAUGAUGACUGUCCCUCUCUGUGAGAAACUUAAGGAUCUUGCCAGAAUCUCUAUGAAGAACUUCUCUUCAAAAACAGACAUAAACGAGGUUACCAUGCUACAGCAGUGCAACAGUACACUGCCCAACUCUCAGGGUGACUGGCCUGCUUUCAGUGCCCCAGGCAGUCAUACUUUGAAAAACCAAGUGGUGAAACUAAAGAAAGUCAGCACACAGGACAUGCAUGUUCUCACUAGUAAAAAACAACGCCUGUCUUCUUAUUCUUCACAUAAAUAGAUGCAUUUGUUUUGCUUGUGAUUUUUGAGUAGGAUCUAUUGCUGUAAUUUUAUUUUGUGUAUGGUAAUAUUUACACUAAGUUCAUUGGAAAUGUUCUCUGAGAUUGUUUUCAUUACAGAUAAUUUAUAGCAGUCUCUUGUUUGCUUGCCAAGGGACUUUGUGAAUUUGUCCAUAUGAAAAUAAUAGUUUCAGCACCAGAAAUUAAAAACAGAGGAACAAAGUACACAGCACUAAGUCGUGUUAGUUGUGCUAACUGGUCUUUAGAUCAGGGAUCAAAUUUAAGAGA
This is a messenger RNA of Chanos chanos (milkfish), 1903 nucleotides long. RefSeq names its product retinoic acid-induced protein 2-like. The transcript has a single exon. The record is from RefSeq and is a predicted model, not a curated record. Gene Ontology annotation, cellular component: nucleus. The coding region runs from base 1 to 1617 and encodes 538 amino acids. Lineage: Eukaryota; Metazoa; Chordata; Actinopteri; Gonorynchiformes; Chanidae. Gene Ontology annotation, biological process: animal organ development.